Fusarium coffeatum is the source of this 1020-nucleotide messenger RNA. RefSeq lists its product as uncharacterized. The coding region runs from base 1 to 1020 and encodes 339 amino acids. Gene Ontology annotation, molecular function: catalytic activity. The transcript has 2 exons. Lineage: Eukaryota; Fungi; Ascomycota; Sordariomycetes; Hypocreales; Nectriaceae. The record is from RefSeq and is a predicted model, not a curated record.
AUGUCCGUCCCCAUCCGAGUCGCUCUUACGCAAGCCGAACCAGUUUGGUUGGACCUAGACGCCUCGGUUAAGAAAGCUUGCACUCUCAUUGCCGAAGCGGCAAACGAUGGAGCCAAGCUCAUUGCUUUUUCUGAAUGCUGGAUCCCCGGGUACCCAGCAUGGAUUUGGGCCCGAUCGGUCGAUUUCGAAAUGCAGACGCGAUACAUUUACAAUUCUGUCGCAAUUGAAUCCAAUGCUAUAGAGGCGGUCAAAACUGCUGCGAAAGAAAACUCGAUUGCUGUCGUUCUUGGCUUUUCGGAGAAGAGCCCUUCCCAUAGCAUUUAUAUCUCGCAGGCAAUUAUCUCACCACAGGGUGAGCUGCUGCUGCAUCGACGAAAGAUCAAGCCAACUCACAUGGAGCGCACCGUGUUUGGAGAUGGAACAAACUCUGACUUGGAUAAUGUGGUUGAAGUAGACUUUGGACCUGACCAUGGGAAGAUCAAGGUCGGAUGUCUGGCAUGCUGGGAGCACACACAACCGCUUCUCAAGUACCACAGUAUCUCUCAAGGAGAAGUCAUCCACAUCGCGAUGUGGCCUCCAAUUGAUCCUACCACAGGCGUCGACCACCCUGGUCUGUGGAGUAUAACUGCCGAGGGCUGUCAGAAUUUGUCUCAGACGUAUGCUAUCGAGAGCACUGCCUACAUACUUCACUGUACAUCUGUAUGCACUGAAAAAGGCAUUGACAUUUUGAAGACACAGGAUGGACUGCAGUGUCGACUGCCAGGAGGUGGACAUAGUUGUGUCAUCGGACCUGAUGGCCGACGUCUGACUGACGCCUUGGGCGAUGGCAAGGCUGCUACUGAGGGCAUGGUUUAUGCUGACCUGGAUCUUAGCAAGGUUGUGGCUACCAAAGGAUUCCUUGACAUUGUCGGUCACUAUAGUAGGCCGGAUCUUCUGUGGUUGGGCGUUGAUCGAGAGCAGAAGCAGAACGGGAAUGGAGUUCGUCAUGAGUCAAAAUGGCCCGAAGCUACCAUCCCUUGA